Messenger RNA from Closterium sp. Naga37s-1, 2466 nucleotides. The record is from the annotation of a GenBank genome assembly. Lineage: Eukaryota; Viridiplantae; Streptophyta; Zygnematophyceae; Desmidiales; Closteriaceae.
CUGCAGGACUUGUCGAACCUCGUAAAGAAGCUCGCGAACGAGACAACUAAACCUCCCCCUCCCCGCGCGGACACCGCGCGGCCGCCCGUCAAAUCCCCUCGUUACAGCGACUUCGCUAACAACCCCGAAAACGACCUCUCUAAUAAACCUGCCGUCGCGGCUCCCGAUGCGCCGAGCAUUCCGGGUCUUCCGGCGUCAGUCGCGCGGCAGAUGCCAUGGCUGGCAGCGGCGAAGGCGCAGCCGGCGCAAGAUGCGGAGAGCGACCUUGAGGGAUUGAUACCCAAGGCGCGUUCCUCCCCGUCCAUGGCGAGACCCGACGACAGAACAGUGGUGCCUCGUACUGAGGUCAUCGCCAUGCGGUCGCGGCUGAACAAGAAGCUCAGCGAGUCCAACACGUACAACCGCUUCCUGCAGCGCGAGGUGCAAUACCGCGAGCAGGCACUGAGCGACUCCAAGGCACUCAUGAUCGCACUGGCGGCGGAAAUGCGGGAGCUGAGCGAGGUUGCGGAGGAGAUCGUGAAGACCGAUGGCUUGCCAGUCACAAGGAAGAUCAACGGUCGAUAUUUGCCGUCGCAUCUCAGCAACAGAUUGGAAGAGCUCUAUUCCGACCUGAGGCAGCAGCUGGAGGGAAUCGAGAAGCUGCGGCUGCGGGAGGUCCCCUUGGUGUGGUUUGGCAUGGCGGAGGACGUGAAGGUGAUGGGGUCGUUUGACGGCUGGACGUACGGUGAGCAGAUGUCUCCUGAGACCACCGGCACCAUGACUCGAUUCACCACUGUGCUCAAGCUGCGCCCUGGGAGGUACGAGAUCAAGUUUCUGGUGGACGGUGAGUGGAGAGUGGCGACAGAGUGGCCCACCGUGGGUCACGACACUGUGGCCGAAGAAAAGGCGGACGAUGGCAUGCCCAAGGCUACCACACCCACGUCGACAAGCUCGCCUACAUCCGGCCGUGAAUCCAUCCGCCCUGUUGUUUCUGUUGCAACAACCACCAAUCUUCGGGCUAACCCUGUGCUGCCUGACAGGGCUUCACUGAAAGCUAAAUACAAGCAGAGGAUGCUUAACUUUGCCCGUCCCGCAGGUCCUACCUUGCCCGCGCCAUCGGAGACGGUCCCGCCCACGACUCGUCAAUCCGCCGAUGACGAUUCGGAAGAAGAGGACAAGGGCAAAACCAAGGGACGUCGGCCGCUCUCUGUGGAAGCUGUUCAGCUCAAGUGUAAGGAGCAGUGGCUUCGCUAUUUCCCGUGGCUCUUCAUCAGUGAGACGAAGGACGGGCGACCGUGCAUGCGCUGCAGCGUCUGUAUGGUGUUCGGGGACCCGCACUACAAGUACGGCCGCUACGGUGAAGGCGGCCUCGACAUUCAGAAGCAGACGAUGCGCAAGCAUCAUUUCAGCGUGAAGCACGAGGCCGCGGUGCUGCAGAAGGAACAACGUGAUGGCCUUAAGAAAGGCCAGAAGUCCAUGACAACCUUCGACAAGGGUGACGACGACGCCAGGCGAAUUGCUCGAUUAAUGGCAAUCGCUCUCUUCAUCUGCAAAUCUGACGCCCCUAUUGUGCUUUUCGUUGCUCUUGUUCAAUUCAUGGCUGAGCAGGGCACGCCGGACAUGCCCUUGAAGGAAAACGGCACGUACUACAGCGAGGAGGCGCUGGCAGCAAAAGAUGCAGCAACCGCGUUCCCUGACCUCCAGAUUGUGGACAAGGCGGUCCGGUCUGUGGUCGACAUUCUCGGGCGCCUUGUGGUCCAUACGCGUUUCAAGGAGCUGCAAGAGGUCAUUUGCGAGACACAUUUGGAGAUGCAGGGCAUCAAGGACGUGAGGUGGCUUUCCCGAGGCAAUGCGAUCCAGCGACUCGUCGCGGUGUUUCCUGCGGUUGUGAUCGUCUUGCAGGAAUUCGACAAAAAGAUGUACGCGACAGUGACUAGUUUCAAAUUCCAUUUCUUACUCUACUUGCUUGCCGAUGUGUUGAAGGAGCUGAACCUGCUCAACUUGAAGUUCCAGCAACGACAGACGGUACACAACACAACACUCCUGCUGCGGACUCGUUACCUCGACAGCAACGACGAGACGUUCGGGCAAAGCGGCGCUGCGCUGGGUCCAUUCUUGGCAAAACAUGCCUCGGGGAAGUGUCGGGAGGUGAAGGUUGAUGGCCUAGAUUCCACCGGAGUGCCAACAACUCACCGCUACCUGCUGCACGAAGAGGCUAUCGUGGGGCAGCAGAGCAAAGGCGACCUCAGCUCCUGUUUGAAGCUCGGGCGGGACUUCGUUGUUGAGCUGAUUAAGCAGCUCGACUACCGACUGCAUGAUCUCGCGUCGCUCAAUGGCGCGAAGCUCUUCAAGAAGUCCCAAUACCCCAAGUCACAGGCUAAGCGCGAGCGACGGUUGGCGCAGUGGUUGCAGUCGCUGCGCGACAUGUACAAGAAGCAUCCCGAGGAUCCGGACACUCUGCCAGGUGUGUUAGGCGUAUUGUCGUGA